Messenger RNA from Medicago truncatula (barrel medic), 712 nucleotides. RefSeq names its product protein DMP9. The transcript has a single exon. Lineage: Eukaryota; Viridiplantae; Streptophyta; Magnoliopsida; Fabales; Fabaceae. Gene Ontology annotation, biological process: endomembrane system organization. Bases 56 to 712 code for a protein of 218 amino acids. The record is from RefSeq and is a predicted model, not a curated record.
CAUAGUCAACACUAUUGUAUCAAUUGCAUGUUCUUCAUAAAUAAUCAAAUCAAAUAUGGAACAAACACAACAAGAAAUUGGAAUCAAAAUCUACAAUACAACACCGCCACCACAAGAAGUCAUGGGGGCCGUAACGCAGCAGCCUUCUGAUCCACCGGAACAUGGCAAGAAGCGUCGUGCCAUAAUGGCGAAAGGCGUGCAAAAAACCCUUUCAAAAACUUCCUUACUUGGUAACUUCCUUCCAUCAGGAACACUCCUCACAUUCGAAAUGGUCCUUCCUUCGAUCUAUAGGAACGGCCAAUGUACUCACGUACACACCAUCAUGAUCCAUUUCCUUUUAAUUAUAUGUGCACUCUCUUGUUUCUUUUUUCACUUUACAGAUAGUUUUCACGGCGCUGAUGGUAAUGUUUACUAUGGUUUUGUUACCCCGAAAGGGUUAUCCGUUUUUAAACCAGGACUUGCUGUUUUGGUUCCUAACGACGACAAAUACAAGGUAGGGUUUCAAGAUUUUGUUCAUGCAGUUAUGUCAGUUAUGGUGUUUGUGGCGAUCGCUUUUUCGGAUUAUAGGGUGAGUAAUUGUUUGUUUCCUGGACAUGAAAGGGAAAUGGAUCAAGUUAUGGAGAGUUUUCCAUUGAUGGUUGGAAUUGUUUGUAGCGGUUUGUUUCUUAUUUUUCCAACUUCAAGGCGUGGAAUUGGAUGCAUGUCUGCCUAA